CCCACUGAAUCUCGCCGGCCGCAGGUUCUCAUUUCCACCUCGAUGCCCUCAGACGCUGUACAUAUCAGCGGCCACCAUCGCUCGACGUCCACUCCAUCUUCCGUCUAUGUGCAUUCACCAUAAUCCUUCUCUCUCACCGGCAACACGCAGCACCGAGGCCCAUCUCCGAUCUCUUGAGGUCGAAGCACACAGUCACGCCAUAGCCCAGCAUCGUACGACUCCGAAGACAGGCGAGAAGAGUAGGGAAAUGUCUGGGUGUCACGUCGAUCUCUCGCCCUAUGGCCCGUGAAAUUCGACAAUAGCAUGUAUGAGAUGGUUGCAGGUCGGUGUCUCAGCAGGAGGAAAGGACGGAAGUCCAUAGCAUGCGGCAAUGCAGGAGCAUGAUUUGGGUGAAUAGAUAUGACACAGUCAACCGCCAGAGCGAAAUCAGACAUGUCACUCAUCAAAAAAAGCUGCCUCCUUUUCGUCGAUGGAGAGAACCAUGGCGCACACAUCCACCGGGCGAACGCGGAAAGCAAAUCUCCAUCCAUCCAUACGCAGCACAGAUGGCGCGAUCUUGGUCACGCCCAAGACCAAGGCUUCACGCGCGCGCACCGGCAUGAACAAUGUAAAGACAGCGACACCAGGCACGGACGACGCACAGGACAGCGGCGGUACUCGAUCCGUCCAGGACGAGCUUCAAGAAACCUCAGGCUAUGCUUCUACAAGACCAAGAGACGCCAUAGACGAGCAUGGGCCAACUCCAACACAAGCUGCACAAUCAAAGACCUGAAAGCCUUCGCCACCUCGUACGACAACCCGC
Molecule: messenger RNA, 802 nt
Organism: Pseudocercospora fijiensis CIRAD86
Lineage: Eukaryota; Fungi; Ascomycota; Dothideomycetes; Mycosphaerellales; Mycosphaerellaceae
Exons: 3
Source: RefSeq, a predicted model, not a curated record